Molecule: messenger RNA, 837 nt
Organism: Hydatigera taeniaeformis
Lineage: Eukaryota; Metazoa; Platyhelminthes; Cestoda; Cyclophyllidea; Taeniidae
Source: the annotation of a GenBank genome assembly
GGAAAACUCACAGAAUUGGCGGUGCUGACUUCGACAUCUCCCCAAGGAGUUCUGGAAGGCAACUACAAUGCAAACCGUUCACAAUCCUGCAGCUGGAAUACCACUCCAAAUCCGGUCACUCCACCAGCCUGCACUGGUCUUCAAGCCCUUAUUUCCGCUGCAGCUCUUACAGCAUCUCCAUUGUUAAGUGACGGGGUUAACGGUGAUAACCAUGUUACCCCUUCGUGGGACCUCCGCCAGUCGUCUCCGUGUCUUCCACUGGGGCUUCAACCCCUACCUCAGCAGAAAAUUGAGACUCCAAAUGAACCUACCAGGCGACGCAAUGGAACCACUCGGAGUCCAUCGAGUCAGUACGAUGAUGAACGGUAUAGGGAGCGGCGACGCAAAAACAAUGAGGCGGUUCGUCGGUGUCGGGAGAACAAACGGGCACGUCUCUCAAUGCGUGACGAAGUAACAGGACGCCUCGAAUCCGACAACACCCUUCUACGCCUAAAACUAGAUGGUUUGAACUCAGAAGUAAGGGCUCUACGUCACCUCCUCCUGGCUGGACAACAACAGAUUGUUGCUCCACAGGCUUUGAAGGACGAAUCUCAGCCCAGAGUGGAGAGCAAUUCCUGCUUAGCUGACUCAAGACCCCAGUCAGAUGUGGUGGAAGUGAAGCCACCACCGAAGUACGCUCUUCCCAAGAAAGGCAUUCCACGCGUUCCCAACAACAACACCCACCUUCCACCUUUAAAACGCCGCAUCACCCUCCCACCACUAUUCAAUCCACUGUCUGGGGCUGCCGGAAGUGGGAUUGCUGUUCCAAUUGAAGGCACAAACGGUGCCACAGACUGA